This is a messenger RNA of Stegostoma tigrinum, 3865 nucleotides long. It is a transcript of the gene upk3b, whose product is annotated as uroplakin 3b. The transcript is spliced from 6 exons. The record is from RefSeq and is a predicted model, not a curated record. The coding region runs from base 141 to 932 and encodes 263 amino acids. NCBI's taxonomy places the organism in Eukaryota, Metazoa, Chordata, Chondrichthyes, Orectolobiformes, Stegostomatidae.
UCAGCAGGGGAACUGGCGCGUCAAAAGAGCCUGGUUGAACCGCACCGGGCCAGAGGGGAUUAGAUCGAGCAGAAGUUGGAACAGGGCAAGAAUUUCAGACCAAGGGUACAGUGAGGGAGUGAGUUUACCAGAUCCUGGAGAUGAACCGUUUGCUAUGUGUUGUGUUGCUGUGCGCUUUGUGCGGUAGAAGUGCAGCUAUAACACAAAUUUCUUAUGUCCCUGAAAUUGUGCCAGAUACUGUACUAGGCCGAAUCACACAAACAACAGUUGCACUUGAACAGCCGCUCUGCGUGUUUAACAGUUCAGGAACAGGCUGUGUGAACUGUGACGUUUGGCUGCUCGUGGCUAACUCGACAGGAGUUACAACAUUUAAUAAUAUCAAAGCUGGAUUUGUGGAUCCUUCACUUUUUAUGUACCAAGGUGCUUUCACUGGAUCAAAUGGUUUUUACUUCACUGUUAAAACAAAAAGGAAUGUUUACUCCUGUCCACCAACUGCUAUUCCUGGCCAGAUCUUAACUUUGCGAGUUGGGUCAGAAGUGCCCUGUACAACACCCAAUUGCAAUGCACCAUUACCUUCUGGUGGAAAAUUCCGAAUGAAGUAUGUUUUGAUUGAUACUGACACAAGUGCAAACAAUAUUGUUGCAGAAACGCUAUUUACCGAUGAGAUCAUGCUGUUAAGUGCUACAGAUCCCAAUACCAUUGACCCCUUUUUGAGUCGCAGUGGGGGGAUGGUUGUCAUAACAACAAUUCUCUCCAUUCUGCUCUUCCUGCUGCUGGCAAUGUUUGUGGCUAUGCUCGCCAUGGUUUGUUGCAAAAAAUCUGCCACGUCUGACUUCCCUGAACCUAUAACCACGUUUGGCUCCCUCCGAAAAUAUAACACUCACAGCUUGCAGAAAAGACCGGGUAUCAUUACCCCAAAGGGCAAGAUGUGAAGCAGUGUCUGUGGUUGAACUACAGACUGUGGACAGGAAUCUAGCAGCCUCAUUCCUCCUUGGUCUCUCCAACUACCCAAUUUCACAAUUACAGUGGAAUACUCAUGUAGCUAUGGUGUUUGGAAUGAUGAAGUGUCUUUACGCUGAUGAUUCAAAUGUUGAGGUGUGAACUCCUUAAGGUUAACAUUUUUUCCUUUUACAUAAUGCCAGUGUUCUUUCUGAAUAACAGUGCAAUACAAAAUAUUGUUAAUAUCAGUUUGUUGAAGCUUUUUUUUUCUUGCACUCAACACAAUGUUUGCUAAAAUGACAAAGCCAAGAGGGACAACCUUUAUAUUGUCUGGGAAGGCUCUGCUGAUCAGUUGGCAAGUGCACUCUGGUAGAAACUUUGACAUGGAGAAUUACCAGUUAGAUGAUGACUGACAGUUAACUGCCAAGUUUUAUUUAAACUUAAAAUUGUGUUGAUUCUGACUGCCUUGGGAAAUGUACCAAUGAUUAAUUGUUGUCUGUUUUGUCAUGAUUGCAAGACAAAAAGCUUCAACAAAUUAUCUUUUUUGUUAGCAGUACUGUACUGUUUUGUACAAAAACAACUAUUUACAAUAUAUAGUAUUAAAGAAAGUCUUUCUUUACAGUGGAGGAGUAAAUGUUUUAGACCUCUUUCAAUCCCACUCCCAGCUAGCUGCUGUUUUGGCCCUAGAGAACAGUUUUAAUUGUUACCCCAAAAGGAAAAGAAGGUCGUGAUUACAGAUUCUGGCUCUCAUCUUGUUUCAUUUAGAAUCUAAAUCAGUCAUUCACAAACCCAAUAUGUUUGAGUUUGACUCCUUCUCUUUAUGUUCUUCCCAUAGCAUUUUGCACUUUUUCAACCAAGUAAGGGGGAGGGGUGGCUGGACGUUAAAGAUAUGGCCCAAACUUAUCGUUUUCAGCAUCUGAGAUGCUGCUUUUCCCUGGGAAUUAGGCUGGUAACUGGGUUUAUACUAAUUUCUGAGAAACUGGUUUUUUUGUUUCUUUGGAUGCCUGGAGCCCAGGUAAAGGCCCGUUUGUGUCUGCAUCACUGUGCCAAGGUGAGAAUUUGGCUCAGUUGGUUUUACCUUGACGCCACGUGGACUAAGAACAUCUUCUAGCCAGUGGCUAAAGCAUAUACUCCUCCCAUUGUCCCAUUUUCUCUCGGUCAGCUUUCCUUAUUUUGCGAAUUAUGCUUUAUUUCUUCCAUUUGAAAUAUUUCCCGUACAGCUAAUAUCUUUUAGCUGUUUGUUUUUUUUAAAUGCCAUAUGCUGCUAGAUCAAUUAAACAUUCCCGAUGCAGAGCUUCACAGAACAGGAGUGCGUGUAGGAGUUUGGGAUGGGAAACCCAGUUGGUUAUGUUUGACAUCCAAAUCACAUUCCAAUCAUGCGCAGCUCUGCGCUGUGGGAAACUAGUUAGUAGUAUUAACCCAUUGCUUUAAAGUCAGUUCCAGAUGUUGGUGGCCUCUCAUUUUCCAACACUUUGAAGCCAAACUGCCAGAGGAAGUGAUAGAGGCAGGUACAGUUACAACAUGUAAAAGACAUUUGGACAGGUACAUGAAUAGAACAGGUUUAUAGGGCUUUGGGCCAAAAGCAGGCUGGUGGGACUAGUUUAACUUGGGGAAACUUGGUCAGCGCGGACUAGUUGGACCAAUAGGUCUUUUUCUGUGCUAUGUGAUUAAAUCAUAACCUGAAGAACUUGGAAUGUAAAUGUCUUUGCAUCUGAAACUAGAUCCGAUUGGUUUGAAGCGAUUUGCUUUAAGAUUUAAUGAGUUUGGCAAUGAGAAAAAAUGAAUUGUGAAUGUUCUGUGGAAACCAAGAAUCAAUGCUGACUUCAUCCUUCUAUUUUAAACAUGACAAGUGAUCUCAGAUUCUUGCUUAAUGCUCUCAACUGUGAAUACAUUUGAAUUUCAUAUGUUUAGGGCAUUGGCACCAUAUUAGCAGAUAUAAAAAUUUUAAGCGAGGCAUUGAAUGUUGACGACAUCAGGAGUUUCUCAUUAUUGAAAUUUUAUGGAUAAAUUCCAUUCGAAAAGCCAAAGAGUCCUGUAUAUAACAUUUCCAGCUUUAUACCCGUGCUGUGUUUAAGAUGUUUGCUGAUACUUGACAGUAUCAAGGAUCUUGGCGUUUCCCCCACAUUGUCCCACAAAAUUUCACACCCAGACUUUCCCACAGAGUAAAUUCAGUCAGUAAUGCCUCCCAAAACAGGUAGCAGUUUCCACCCCCACAGCAGGAGACUAUGUGAAGGCUGUUGUCACUGUUGUUACUGAUGCGACACUCCGAGGUCGAGGAGAAAGCAAUCCCCCUAACCUAACUCUUGUUUACAAGUCAACCCAGAAUGGCACAAAAUACACUAAAUAAAUCAAAAAAAAGCCUUGUAGUGCAUUAAGUUCUCAUUCACUUUCCUCCAUGGGUUUAUCCAACAUUUCUUUGCAAAAAGGCUUCCUUUCAGAAGCAUUGACAAACUAACAACAUCCUGUAGGAAAUGAACAAAUAAAACCCCGCAAAUGUUAGAAAACUGAUCUCGUUUGCCUCCUCUUCAUGCUGAAUUAUUACAGAUGAGCAGCAAUUAAAUAGAAUGAGAGAUGGAGCAAGAUUAAUGGGAUGCACAGAGGAGCCAUUUUAGUUCUAGAUAGUCCUUUUGACUCCUCUUUACUUUGAAUCUCACUGAAGGCAGAAUCUGAGAAACUAUUUACCAAGUAUUUGGUUCUCCUGGAAUCAGUUAAAAUUAAAUGUGUUACAGUGUGCCUCACAAUACACCACCAGCAGGAUAGACUGAGCUGUUAGUAGAACCACCCUGUUUUGAAAUACCUUAUCUCUAUUAUAAUAUUUUAUCUAUUACUUUUGUAUAUUGUUAUAUUAUUGAAAAUGUUUUGACCAAUCUGAAUACGUGGGGAAUGUGUAAACUUGUUCUGAAUAGAAAAUGAUUAAGCAAGAAAA